AGGAAAGGGGGAAACUGGGGAGAGAGGCAGGGCAUUUAUUACCGGCAUCUCAGAGAUGAAGAUUCUGAACUAGCUAACAACGGCUUAAAGGCAGGAUCAUUCAUUGGUUACCAAAGUGUUGGGAUUUGAAGAGGACUAGCAGAAAAAGUAUGUACCGCUCUCCGAUUGGUCGGCAGCGCGCAGCCUCUCCGCCCCUACAAGGGAAUAAAAGCUGCUGGCUCCGCGAAUCCAGUGUAGUAAACCCAGACAGGCGCUGGCCGCCUCUCCUCUGUGUUCGCGUUCUGCGGUACCCGCUGGAGCCCGCUACCAUCGUCCCCAAGACGUGCUGCCCUGCAUCCGUAGCCAUGUGUCGGACCCUGGCCGCCUUCCCCACCUCCUGCCUGGAGAGAGCCAAAGAAUUCAAGACACGGCUGGGGAUCUUUCUUCAUAAGUCAGAACUGGGCUCUGAUACCGGGAGUGUUGGCAAGCUCGAGUGGGGCAAUAAACACAGCAAAGAAGGCAAAAACUUCUCAGAAGAUGUGCUGGGAUGGAAAGAGUCAUUUGACUUGCUGCUGAGCAGUAAAAAUGGAGUGGCCGCCUUCCACGCCUUCCUGAAGACAGAGUUCAGCGAGGAGAACCUGGAGUUCUGGCUGGCCUGUGAGGAGUUCAAGAAGCUCCGGUCCGCUACCAAGCUGGGAUCCCGGGCUCACCGGAUCUUUGAGGAGUUCAUCUGCAGUGAAGCCCCCAAAGAGGUGAAUAUAGACCACGAGACCAGGGAGCUGACCAGGACGAACCUGCAGGCCGCCACGGCCGUGUGCUUCGACGCGGCGCAGCGGAAGGUGCGAGCCCUGAUGGAGAAGGACUCCUACCCGCGCUUCCUGAAGUCCCCCGCUUACCGGGACCUGGCCACGCAAGCCACAGCCGCCUCUGCCUCCCCGUCCAGCAGCAGCCCAGCUGAGCCCUCGCACACCUGAGCCUCAGGGCCUGGAAGGAGCCAGCCGGGCAGAGAGAUUGAGUCACCCACCCCCGAGGUGCUGUCCCCAUGGGGGAGGCAGGUUCUGCAAAGCAAGAGAGGACAGUGAAGGAAAAAGCUGACCCGGUGACACCCUCACCUCCAGAUCCUUGGGACUGAAUUCCAUGCGUGAGAGGGUCAUCCCACUUCUAGGACCUGUGGACCAGGGCUGAAGAUAAGGGUUGUGUGGGGCUUUCAAGGGGGGGAAGAAUGAUGGUACAAGAGUCAUCAUUGGCUCUGGCGAUUCUCAACAGGACAAGGGAUAUUCCCAGGGGGCUUUGGAAAAUGCAUGGAUAAAGGGGAACUUGAAAAUGAGGGAGAGAAAGACAACCAGGUUAGCCAGUUUUGCUUGUCGAGCGGUUGACCUGUUUUCCUAACUUCCAGACUGUCCUGGGCAUGAAGGGAGCCAUGAAUGUGGAGUCUUCCCAUCCUGUCCUCUCACCUGCCUCUGGGCUACUGGUGGUGGUAGGUGGUGGUGGGGGGGGGUCCCCUAGCUUGCACUUCUCAACACUUCUGUGUCCAGCCUGGCAGUCUUGUCAAGGCCAGAGAACCAAUGUGAUGCUUGCCCCGAAUGAGAUAUUUACCUCAAAAACUGGCUUUCAAGCCCCUCUCCAAAUCAGUAGAGAGGCCUGAAAACAGGCCAUCUUGCCCAUGCAAAAUGAACCUUGGUGCUCUUGGUGGGCUCUUGUGGGGGCCUCUGACUCCGUGUGUGCCGCUGGGUCCACCUGUGAGCAGGACCUGCUGAGAGCCUCUUGCUGGGAUGUGCCCCCUCUUAGCUCUGAGCUGCCUGGAGCAAGACGUGGGGCCUCUUGGUGAGCAGCUUUAGUCCAGCCCUUAUGCUGGGCAGGGUGGAACGAGGGAGAAAGAGCUCCUGGGAGACAAACCUCAUGGCAGUUACAGAAAGUCCUGUUUAAAUCAAGCUAAUAUUUUAUUUUUGUGAGGAGAAGAACAGGGAAAAAGAGAUUCCCCAGGAUGGAAAGGGAACCUUGUGUUUCUUUCCUGUGGAUUGCGGGGGUGUACUCACUGGGGUGUCCAUGGAAAUGAGGCAGGGACCUCGAUGAACUUGGACAGCCUGUAGAAGCUGGGAAUGAAACUGGGGCGGAGAGAGGCUGCUGGCAAGAGCAGGUCUAGGGGGAAUCAGAACCUGCUUGUCACCCCAGGGCAUCACCAAACACCCAUUCCCUGGUGGGACUUCUGCCCCGGCUGGGCUGGGGAGGUGAAUUAACCAGGCAGCCCCUCUUGCCCCCAGGGAAUCCACACUGUUCUCUCUGCGCUAGGAGCUCCUCCAGGAGAAAAGUAUUUAAGCCUAACAUAUUGUUGGUUUUGUGACAAUGGUCAUGGCACAUUAUUUUUUAUUGCUGUUGUCGUGUUGUUGCUAUUAUUAUUUAUUGUCAUUUGCGCGUCUGCCUCUCCUGGAGAAUCCACAGGAGCUGGUAGCCUGGCUGCCUCUGUCCAGCAGAUGCUACCUCUUGAAGUGCUGGGAACCUCUUGGCGCCCGCCAGGAACUCCUCGCCAUUUAAAUAUUUAUUUGUUGUUGACCACGGGAGCUGGUUUCCUAAAUGUGAAUGAUGUACUUAUUCAACCCCCGUUUUCCUAUUGCAGCAUGUUAUUUUAUUGUGAAAUAAAAAUAAAACCCAAACACGA
This is a messenger RNA of Bubalus bubalis (water buffalo), 2635 nucleotides long. RefSeq names its product regulator of G protein signaling 16 (gene RGS16). NCBI's taxonomy places the organism in Eukaryota, Metazoa, Chordata, Mammalia, Artiodactyla, Bovidae. The transcript has 6 exons. The record is from RefSeq and is a predicted model, not a curated record. Bases 150 to 953 code for a protein of 267 amino acids.